This is a messenger RNA of Acipenser ruthenus (sterlet), 3165 nucleotides long. Its product is annotated as sphingomyelin synthase-related protein 1-like. NCBI's taxonomy places the organism in Eukaryota, Metazoa, Chordata, Actinopteri, Acipenseriformes, Acipenseridae. Gene Ontology annotation, molecular function: ceramide cholinephosphotransferase activity; sphingomyelin synthase activity; protein binding. Gene Ontology annotation, biological process: ceramide biosynthetic process. The record is from RefSeq and is a predicted model, not a curated record. Bases 259 to 1509 code for a protein of 416 amino acids. Gene Ontology annotation, cellular component: Golgi membrane; endoplasmic reticulum membrane. The transcript is spliced from 6 exons.
UCGUUCAGAGUCACCCUCUGUUGUAACUAGUAGGUCUUUCCUGUCAAACGGGUCUUCGUACGUAGUUCCUGUUUACCGUGACGACUGCUCGGUUGUCAGAACAUGAAGUCAGAGAGCAAUGAUUUGGAGUUGCACUCCCAUUAGUAAGCAUUUAUACAGUCUACCACAAUCGAUAUUAGAACAAGCGUAUAAGAAGAUUGACUAAAGAGAAGCUGGACAUAUUGAACGAGUGAACGAUUUCGCAAAGAAUGUAAAACAAUGGCGGUGAGCCAGCCCAGCAUCCGCCGCUGGACCACCAAGCACGUGGCAAAGUGGCUGAAGGAAGAAGGGUUCAGUGACUAUGUGGACCUUCUGUGCAACAGGCACCAGCUGGACGGCACGUCCAUCCUGACUCUGACAGAGUAUGACCUUCGGUCCCCUCCCUUGGAGUUGAAAGUACUGGGAGACAUCAAGAGGCUUAUGGUUUCCAUUCGCAAACUCCAGAAACAGAACAGCGAUGUUUUAGAAGAGCUGGGCUACACUUAUGAAGGGUGGCUGUCUGGCUCAGGGGCACACAGCCCGAACUCUAUACAGGGCAGCGACUGGCUGUAUAACGGGGACCCAGCCAGAGACUCGGAUGAACCAGUCGCCAGCCUAAGCGCCGACCAGUACCAACAGUAUACUAAUGGGAAAUAUAAACAGCAUACACGGAGACUGGACCCAGAGUACUGGAAGACCAUUUUAAGUUCUGUUUAUGUUGUCUUUGUGUUUGGGUUUACGUCCUUUGUCAUGGUUAUAGUCCAUGAGCGGGUGCCUGACAUGCAAACCUACCCCCCAUUGCCAGACAUAUUCUUAGACAGUGUACCAAGGAUACCAUGGGCCUUUGCUAUGGCUGAAGCCUGUGGUGUGGUCCUGUGCAACAUUUGGUUGUUGGUGUUGCUACUUCACAAGCACAGAUCAAUUCUUUUACGCCGCUUGUGUAGUCUCAUGGGCACAGUCUUCAUGCUGCGCUGCAUUACAAUGUUUGUGACUUCCCUCUCGGUGCCUGGCCAACAUUUGCAGUGUUCUGGAAAGCUAAACAGCGACAUGUGGGCAAAACUGAAGCGUGCGGUGGCCAUUUGGAGCGGUUUUGGAAUGACGUUAACGGGAGUCCAUACCUGUGGGGAUUACAUGUUCAGUGGUCACACAGUAGUCCUGACUAUGCUGAACUUCUUUGUAACAGAGUAUACUCCAAGAGGCUGGAACUUUAUACACACCUUGUCUUGGGUUCUGAAUCUGUUUGGCAUCUUCUUUAUACUAGCAGCCCAUGAACACUACUCAAUAGAUGUCUUCAUUGCUUUUUAUAUCACCACAAGACUGUUUUUGUACUACCACACACUAGCGAACACCAGAGCCUAUCAGCAGAGCCGCAGAGCCAGGAUCUGGUUCCCCAUGUUCUCCUUUUUUGAGUGCAACGUUAACGGACCAGUGCCCAAUGAAUACUGCUGGCCCUUCUCUAAACCUUCCAUACUGAAAAGAUUAAUCGGCUAGAGCCAACUUCAGUGUGAUGUUCUGUGGCCCAUAUUUGAAACCACUGACAGUUAUGCAACCGCUCCUGAAUAGUGGUCAUGAAAUAUUUAAGUUCUUGACAUUGUUUUGCCAAGAUUAUGUAUUAUUAGACCUAAGACAAAAGAGGUGCUUUAAGAUUGCAUUUAGGGAUCCAGUUAGGUUACACUUAGGGCUGCAUAUCUGGCCCAGUGGAAUAAAACAGCCAAGAAGCCACUAAUGGCAGUCUCUCUACAAAACAAACUAAUAAGUUAUCAUGGUUUUGAUUUUUCAUUUACUCUGUCAAGAGCAGGGUUAGGCCUUAGGGUUAUAGUUAGCUUUUUGUUUACCCUUUGACUUUGAAGCUUUUUAAAUGAGUUUUGGUUCUACAUAAUCUCUGUGAAUCCUAUGGAAAUGUAUGUUCAUGUUGUUUUAAAAUUGUAAAAAUUUGAACCAAAUGUAUAGAAAAAAUAAUGCAGCAUUACUGAAAAUAUUGGGGGUCGAAUAUAUUUGGUUAAUUUAGGUAAUGUAUGGUCGGUUGGGGUGGAAUUAUAUACUCUUACAGUGCCCACUGUGCAUUUCAAAAUUGUUACUAUGGUGCUGGUAUUGGAAAUCUCCAUAUUUAUAUUUUACCCUAGAUAGCAACAUCAUUUUUUUAGUUUCAUGGGGCUGUUUACUAGACUCAGAAAGCAAAUCUGUUUAUUGUCAUCAGCUUGACCUAUUUGUUUAAGCAUAGUCAAACUCUAAUAGUGUUAGGAUUGAACCAAAACAUAACCAACCUUAGUGUAAUGUUCAGUUUAUCCAAUACACUAGCAGUAUUAUAGAGAGAAAGCCAAUUGUUUUACUAACUUUAUGCAGAUUUUAACUUAUUACAGUCGGCGCCGCCUAAUCGGGAUCCUGAUAAUCGUGAUUUCUGCUUAAAUAGGAUAAAACUCUGGGAGACGGUUUUUCCCAAUACUAUUUAUGUCGUUUAAUUGGGAUACAUUAUUUUCAAAUGAUGAAUGAAGAUCGCGUUUCAGAGCAAGACAGGUCAUGUAUCACAUAGCAGUGAAUACGUGAUUACGUUGUGACUUGUGUAAAGUGCGUAAACCACACCUGUGGUUUCUCAGGCUGCUGUUGCAAAGAACGCUGGCGUGUCAACAUCACAGGUGCGAUUCAUUUUGUUUAGGAAUAAAAAGUAAAAAAAACAUUGACUUGUUUUUUUUUUAAUUAUGUAUUUAACAUUUAAUUAGAAAUAUUAUGAUUUCAUUCUUUUUCUUUAUCUUAAGUAUCAAAAAAGUGUGACUAAGGUCAUCUCAACUGCCUCUCGUUUAAUUGGGACAGCUGCUUAUUCAGGAUAUUUUUCCUUCUCCUGAGGCAUCCCGAUAAAGCGGUGCCGACUGUACAAUCUAUCUAUGUUAACUAUUAAUGUUAAAUAAUAUAUAUAUAAUUAUUAAUUUAAUUAUUAGUUUCGUGUCAGUUUAAUUUCUGCCUAAAAUGAAAAGUGAUAAGAAAUAAAACAGGAAAAGUUCUACAAUAAACUUUCAAUUUUUUGUGAAAUGUUUCUCUGUCAGGAGAGAGUAAGAUUGCUUAGAAGUAUGAUUUGAAAAAACUGCUGGAGCAAUCUUCAAGAGUAAGUAGCUUUUCAGUCUUUAAGAGCCAGCAUCAUCUAGUGAACAGGCA